ACAUAAUUUAUUGUAUAAUAUAGGAUUUAGUUUUCACAUAUAUAUCUAUAUUCAGAAUUCUAAUUACAAUUUUGAAGUGUGUUGAAGUGUGUGUGAACUUUUAAGCGUUUUAUAACAUUAUCGUAACCCACUACAAUAUUGUCAUAUAAAAGAAAAGGAAAAUAAAAUAAAAAAAAAUUUAAAAAAAAAUAUUAAAAAAAAAAACAUCUUAUCAGUUGGAGAAGCAGAAAUUAGUACCAACUACUACUACUACUAGUACUGCUACUACUACUAAACUGUUUUGUAUGAAUCUCAGAAAUAUCAGCAGCAAUGCCUUACCAGAUAAGUUUUAAUCUUCUUCAAUGCUAGACAAAAGAAAUUGGAUCAUUCGAACAUAUUAAAAAUUAAAGAUUUGUUGUGAAGCGGUCUUUUGUUUUUUUUUUUUUAUAAAUUCAAUCAACACGAGUAAACAUCCUAAUAUUGAAAUUUGCAAAAAAAAAAAAAAAUUUUUUCUGAAAAUUUUUAAAAGUAAAAAAAUCGAAAUGUUUUUAUUGUGUUAAAAAAAAAAAAAAAAUGCUUACUAAUUAAAAUCAUAUGUAGAAAUGUAAUAACGUAUCCUUAAUGUCGUUAUAAAAUGUUAUAUUCUUUUUUUUUAUUGCGUUGCUUUUACGGAAUGUCACAAAAAAUACCUUUUCUCGGUUAAAUUGCUUUUACAAAAAUUCUUGCUUCCCUUACAAAAACCACAAAUAAAACCGCAUUAUACGGUAGAUGAACAUUAACAACAGUGAUAACAGCAUGACGCUUCAAUGAUAUAAUUGUCAAUUAAUUACAAAACAAAUUUAAAAGUGUGAAUGAAACAAUAUAAGUAACAUUUGAAAGCGUUUUCUCAAUUCUCAUUUUCUAUAUAUAAGCGUAAGGUGUAACGUGGUUAAUUAACUGUUUGUAGUGGAUACUUGAGUAAAUGUAGUUAACGUUAUACGUAAGUAGUUAACUCUUUAACACGCAUUUAAAGUCAAUCAAUGUUGACAGCUCACGCUGCCUCUUAGAAUCCCAUGUUAAGGAGAAUUAAAAAGAAAAAAAUAAAUAAAUAAAUAAAACAUAAGAAGAGAUAACAACAAGUUAUUUGAACUGGAUCUGAUCGGAAUUGACUAUUGAAGAAUAAUAAUAAUUACAAGAAAACAUGAUAAAAAAUAUCAUAAUUAACAUUUAAGUGCAAACGAAAAAUAUUCAAUAAGAAUCUGUCAUCACAGCGCCUCGAUCUCAAGUAAAACAAAAUUAACAACAUGAAUAUGAAGUCAGCGAAUAGUUAUGACAACAUUAAAUGUAAUAUCGAACAACAACAAUUUGUGGAUCCUGGUGAAUGCGAUGAUCCGUUUCAGAUUGUCAUGGAAAAAGCCGGCAAUCAUGGUCGCUUUCAACUUAUUUAUAAUCUGAUAUUCGUGUCGGCUUUAGCGAUGGCUGGAGCCAUGAUGUACAUGAAUAUUAUAUUGGCAUUGAAUAUACCGGAACAUUGGUGUACGGUGCCCGGGCGUGAGAAGACAAAUUUUACUUUAGCUGAAUGGCGUCGAUUAACAUUGCCCACGCACAAGGACAAUCGUGACACCGAAACGUACAGCAGCUGUGAGAUGUUCGAUGCGAAUUUCACCGAAAUUGAUGACUGGCAAAAUUGGAAUUUAACAUCAGCACAAACCAAAGUAACAGGUUGCCGGUAUGGCUGGAGUUAUGAUCAAACAUGGUAUGAGAAAACAAUACCAACGCAAGAGAAUUGGAUCUGUGCGAAGGAUUUGUUUGUGACAAAUGUUUUCGUAGUUGCACGCAUAACAGAAGUUGUCGGUUCAUUUUUACUUGGGCAAAUGGGUGACAUUUUUGGUCGACGUUUUGUUUACUACAUCAGUGUUAUAUUCUGUUCGAUUGGUCGAUUGGCAUCUAUUAUGACAACAAGUUCUUAUAUUUGGUUUUUAAUAUUUUCGGGUUUAGCUGCUUUAGCUAUAAAUUCUUUAUUUCAAUCACCUCAGAUAAUCGGUAUGGAAAUAUCACGUGAACGAGAUCGCAGUACAAUUGCAAUAUAUCAAAGUUUUGGUUGGUCUAUCGGUACUACAUUGAUGCCAUUAUUAUUCUGGUGGCUACGUGACUGGCAGCCCUUCAUGUGGUGCACAACAAUACCAACAGCUUUAAUUUUAUUAUUUUCCAAAUAUGUCAUUGAGUCGCCACGUUGGUUGAUUAGUAAGCAGCGAUUCGCUGAUGCAAUUAUACAGUUUAAGAAGAUUGCGAAAAUUAAUGGACGCACGUUUACGAUGAGCGAAAAAGAAUUGAUACAAAUUUUCUCAACAGCUCAUGCUGAGACCACAUACGGUAUUGCGUCUCUGUUUAGCGGUUGGCGUUUGGCACGCAAUACCAUCAUUAUGGGUUUUAGUUGGUGCGUUGUGGCUGUGUCAUAUUUUACUUUAGUUUUAUUCAGUUCACGUAUGGCUGGUAAUCCUUUCUUAAAUUUUCUUUUACAAAGCAUUGUCGAAAUACCGGCUUAUAUGGUGGGCAAAUAUUUGGGUGAUACAUAUGGUCGUCGUUUCACUAAUUGCAUAUCGUUUCUCAUUUCUUUUCUUACGUGCAUACCCGUCAUAAUACUCGCUACUGACGUGCAAUACGAGCAUGUAAUAAUGGGUUUGGCAGCAUUCAUAAAAUUCUUAAAUGCUGUCACCUUCUUUACCGCGAGCCUGCAAGGAAUGGAAAUAUAUCCCACAUGUAUGCGACAAACGGGCAUUGCACUUGGCACAAUUUUGGCAAACGCUAUCGGUAUUGUGGCUCCAUAUUUAGUUUAUUUAGGCACCACCGUCGACAUACGCAGUCCAUAUUAUAUAUUGGGUACCUUGUUUUUGUUUGGCGCCAUCGGUGCUGCUUUCCUACCGGAAACGUUGCAUAAAAAACUACCCGACACCAUGGAGGAGGCUCGUCAAUUUGGCAAACAAGAGAAAUUCUUUAGUCUACCGAAGGCGCCACUAAAAGUAACGGCAGAAUCAAAAAGAGUAGGUGCGGAUGCUGUAAGAGACGACGCGGCAACGAAAAAGUUAAAUCAAACUAAGUACGCCCCAUAGCAAGUGUAAAACAUUUUUAUGAUUGCUUUGGCAAUCGCGGCAAACGUUUCAUGUACAUUUACACGCAAUUCAAGCCACAAAGCACGCGACCACUGAAGGCACAUAAACACCCCGCAUCAUCAGUAUUCCUCAUGUAUGACAUACAUAUAAACUUAAUUAUAAGUUGUUUUUUUUAUUUUUUCACUUCAUCUCUCACAGAUUCGAAAGAUCAAACUUCUCAAUGAAGCAAAAAUAAUUUUUAUUUUUAUUAUUAUUGUUGUUUUUGUUUUG
This is a messenger RNA of Glossina fuscipes, 3338 nucleotides long. RefSeq names its product solute carrier family 22 member 5. Gene Ontology annotation, molecular function: transmembrane transporter activity. Gene Ontology annotation, cellular component: membrane. NCBI's taxonomy places the organism in Eukaryota, Metazoa, Arthropoda, Insecta, Diptera, Glossinidae. The coding region runs from base 1263 to 3068 and encodes 601 amino acids. The record is from RefSeq and is a predicted model, not a curated record. The transcript has 11 exons. Gene Ontology annotation, biological process: transmembrane transport.